This is a messenger RNA of Aspergillus nomiae NRRL 13137, 1819 nucleotides long. RefSeq names its product PAP2 domain protein. Lineage: Eukaryota; Fungi; Ascomycota; Eurotiomycetes; Eurotiales; Aspergillaceae. The annotation marks the transcript as partial. Gene Ontology annotation, cellular component: endoplasmic reticulum membrane. Gene Ontology annotation, molecular function: sphingosine-1-phosphate phosphatase activity. The record is from RefSeq and is a predicted model, not a curated record. The transcript is spliced from 5 exons.
GUUGUCAUUCUCUUCCCCCUGAUUGAAGCCGAGUGGACAAGGGACAAUUACUGAAAAUCCUGCACCUCUCGUGCUUCCGAAUGGUUUUCUCCACGAAAUUGUCAUCGGCGUCGAGACAUUGAACUGAGCAGACCCUCCGUGGGAUCUAUGGGGAGACCGCAACGAUAGCGUCAACUGUGAUUUGAACGCCGCCGGCAACAUGGACAAGGGACCAAAUGGCACACCAGAUGCUGGCCUGAGAAGCCUUAAUCAUUAUCGGAACCAGCUCCCAUCCUGGCGGUACUGGCCACGACAGAAACUUCUCCCCUUGGUGCGAUAUGAGACGCCAUAUCUGGCCUGGUUGCAGGAGAAGGUACGGACUCCGGCCCUAGACUCCUACUUCGCAUUUACGGCCAAUCUCGGAACGCAUACAUUUUUCAUGGUUUUCUUGCCUAUACUGUUCUGGCAUGGGUAUACAAGCUUAGGGCGUGGUAUGGUAAAUCUUCUGGCCUCCGGAGUCUUCUUUAGCGGUUUUAUCAAAGACUUGCUUUGCCUCCCACGCCCACUAUCGCCCCCGCUACAGCGUAUUACCAUGUCUGGUUCUGCUGCGUUGGAGUAUGGGUUUCCCUCGACUCAUUCGACGAAUGCCGUCUCAGUCGCUGUAUACGCACUGGCUCUCCUAAACAUGCCCGAUUCGACCUUGAGCCCCGCCGUCAACGUGUUUCUACAAGGUAUAACUUACCUCUAUGUUACCUCGAUUGUGUUCGGCCGACUCUACUGCGGUAUGCACGGGUUUUUCGAUGUGAUAAUUGGCUGUUUGCUGGGAACCUUGCUUGCAGUAAUACAAUAUGCCUACGGGGCCGCCUUCGACGAGUUUGUAGUCUCGGCUUCCGGAAAACAGAUCACGCUGGUGGUAUUAGUGAUCCUAGCUCUUGUUCGUCUUCAUCCGGAGCCCGCCGAUGAUUGUCCUUGUUUCGAUGACAGUGUUGCCUUUGCGGGAGUGAUACUUGGGUUGCAAGUGGCUUAUUGGCACGUAGCGAAAACGAGCAUCACGUGGGACGACCCCGUGCCUGCUACUGUUCCGUAUAAGUUUCACGAGUUAGGGGUGUUGAAGACAGCUAUGCGCCUCAUAUUGGGAGUGGCAUUGAUUGUUGCAUGGAGAGAGGUUAUGAAGCCCUCUCUUCUCCGCCUACUCCCCCCGGUCUUUCGUGGUCUGGAAAAGUUGGGUCUGAUACUUCCUCGACGAUUCUUUACCGCAGCGUCGCAAUACAGCAAAGUUCCCACACAACUCAAGGAUCAUGAAGUGUUCCCAACCUUUUCCGAAAUCCCGUCUAUCUUCUCGAAUAUCCGCCACCCCCGACGACGAGCAAUCUCUAUCGGUCCUCAAUCGGAAGCUGAUGCCUACGAAACCCUGGCCUAUCGGGAAAAGCGCAGGCGAGAGAGCCUGUCAAAUAGCAACCGAACGUCGCCUCUCGUAGAGGAGGAUACCCAGCAGGACAUCUCCGAAGGGCAACAUCAACUAUCGCGGAAGCGCUCCAAACUCCAUGAAUAUGAAACCAUGAUGGGGACUGGUAACCCUCGAAUUGCAACUGGCGUUGAUGGUGCAGAAGCACCUCCAUUGACGGAGCCAUUCCCUGAUUUCGUUCCUGACCCCGAGCCGGACGAAGAAGAGAUGUUUGCGCGGAUUAAGAAACCUCGUGUACGAUACGAUGUGGAGGUGGUUACGAAGCUGGUGGUAUAUUCCGGUAUUGCUUGGAUUGCGAUGGAGGGGGCACCUUUUGUGUUUGACAGAGUUGGCCUUGCGCCGAUUUAAAGCCAUCUGAAAGAUAAGCUGAGAGUG